UUUCCAUUUUCCCUCGCACCGGAAAAGAUGCUACAGUCUCGUUCCCUCAUUUCUCUCUCUCCUCCAGUUACAUCGUGAUCGACACGACGCAUCCCUCGCGUUUCCCCUGUUGUCUCAAUCCCCGCGCCUACCGUCUCGCCUACAUCCCUCUAUUUCUGCUCGACUCGUGUUGCCUGUCGUCAGUCGUUUUCGGUGCGCUGCGCGGUGCGCGAGUGACGUUAAGCAACGUUUCGAAACACGAUUCCCGUGGUGCGUCGGAGGAUUCGUGAGCGUCCGAGUUAACGAAAUCGGAGGACUGACACAUUGAUUUUACACGCGGAUUAUGUUUAGUAAAGCGUCUUCGAGAUAAGAUAACGGGGUCUUGUCACGUUUCGGCAAGAAAAAGAGGUGACUUCAUCCCUCUACAGUUAAUCCAUCCGCGGCGAAUCCUCGCGGAAUCAUCGCCGACGAGUGACACUGAACAUCGCGAGUGUCUCGCUCUGGACUCGACGACUCGCGAGAUCCGAUAACGGCCGUGGGGAAUUGUCUAAUGCGUCAUCUCUCAUCUCGCGCGAGAGCUGAUUCCAUUGAUCGGUCCAGCUACGCGGAGGAGCAUAGUGCGUUCGCGCUAACGCCGCCGCCCUCGAGUGGAGUGAUCCCAGACUGUCUUUCUGUGCUCUCGACCCUCGACGUAACGAAGGGCGGGAAGGGAGAAAAGGGGGGUGGGUAUGUCUCGUUUACGCGAGGAAGUGAAUGCAAUUUCGACGGUUAAUCGCGGAGGAUCAUCGUUGUUCACGAGGACCUGAUUUCCCCCGAGGAACACUGUCGUGUCCCGCGUGGUUGUGUUUUUUUAAAGAGAGAAAAGAAUGUUAGAGAGAUUAUUACUAGGAUUCUAGAAUAUUUAUUGUGAGCGUAUUUUUUUUUUUGUAUUUUUUUUCGUGGAGAAUUGAUCGGUGGUGUACAUUUCAUCUUGUUUUCGAGACUUUUAUUGGAGCACGAACGAUACCGUGACUUCAUAGUGUCGAGGAUUAGUGACGUUCGUGGACGGAUCACGUGUUUUCCUUUCGCAAUUGUUGUCGAAUUGCUGUGGAAUGCUUCUCGGUGGUUGCCGAUAUUCCAUCCAGAGUCAGAAUGUGCCGUCCACGAGGACCGGCGCCUGGGGUCCUUAUAAUUCUUUCCGAAACACCAACAUGCCGUUGCAGGAGAUCACAAUGAGUCAAACCUUGCCAUUAACAAACGGUGGAAACACAAGACCAUAUGGUGAAAAUUCCUCCGGAGACAAAGACGGAACGACGAUGGCGCGAUCGGGAGAUGGUGGAGGAGGCGGUGGAGGUGGUGGUGGUGGUGGUGGUGGAGUAGGUUACGGCAGAACCAUGAAGGAGUACGAGGAUGAGUUAAGCAAUCUGAAGAAGGAAAACUUUCAACUUAAAUUGCGAAUUUAUCUCUUAGAAGAGGGAAACCCUGCAAGAAACGGCAUGACUUUUUCCGACGAGGAUGUAAUCAAAACGAACGUAGAAUUAAAGGAAGAGUUAGAGAAAUUGAGGAAGGAAUUAAUGGAGAAGCAGGUUCUUCUUAAUCAGGCAGCCAGAGCUUUCAAAUUAUAUGAAGAGCAAAAAGCAGCGACUUCUCGUACUCAAGAUCAAUAUCAGCAAUCUCUCGAAAAAGAACGAGAAAAAGUAACCAAGCUUGAAAAAGAGUUAGCAGAGUAUCAAGAAAGAGAAUUGGAUACAUCCAUGUAUUACAAGGAAACAUUUGGCAUCACUCCGGAACAGGCGUUAAAAAACGCAGAAAAGUUACGACAAAUGGAAGAAUUGGUGGCUUCUCUGGAAACAGAGAUGAAACAGAUAACUGGCAGUUUGGAGGAGGAGCGCAGCUGGGUGCAAGAACUUGAAAAUGAGAGGGAUCAACUCAGAGAGCGAUUAGACGUGGAAACGCGAUUACGAGAGAAACAGGACUGUGAUCGAGUACGAAAUAUCGAGGAAUUACGUGACGAAGUGAAAGAUCUGAAGGACCAACUAUUCAAAAAGGACUCUAUUGUACAACAAUACACAAACGAUCUUGAUGAACAAGACAGACUGCUUAAGCAGAAAACCGCAUUAUUGGAAGAAAAGUGUCAGAUGUACGAGGAGAUCAGCCAGGUGUCUGAAAAACGGAAAAAUCAAAUUAUUCAAUUGAGGGCAUCCGUCAAAACGCGCGAUGACGCCCUCACAGAGAUUAACAAUAAGCAUCGUGCGUUGUUAUCACAGUGCGAAAAUAGUUAUGGCAAACGAACGCCGCCUAAUAGUCCCUCAGCUUUAAUUUCGUGCACAAAUGAUUAUCUAUCGCUAUCAGGACAGAAAGUGUCUUGUGUUCAAAAUGCGAAUCAUGAUGGUGUCUAUGAUUUUGAAUCAAAUAAGGAACGAGCAACGAGUUUGAGUUCACCAUUAGGUGGAAAUUCCAGGGAAAUCAGGCAUCUUAUAAAGGAGCUGGAAGAAAGAGACAAUAAAUUACAACAGCAAGAAGAUGUCAGGAAGCAGUUGAUAUUAAAACUGUGUAACGCCCAGAAGCAAGUAGAAAAUGUAGAGCAGAAAUUGAAAAAGAUGGAAAGUGAGCAUCAGAAGGCUAUUAAAGCGAUACAAGGCUUCAUAGAGCGUGAGCAACAAAUGCGAAAUACAGAGUCACUCAAAGAACGACAGAUUCUGGAACUGGAGACAGAGUUACGCAAGAGAAGAAAUAGUCCCGUCUCGUUGAAGGAUCUCGGUGUUAAGAAUGCGGACGAUUCCGAAAACGAUUCCUGCAAACAGCAACGUUUCGAAGAAAUGGAAAGCAAGAUUAGCGACCUGCGAGACCAAAUUGAGACAAUAAAAGCUGAGAAGAAUCACCUGGAAAAACGAACGCAAGUUGAGUUCAAGGAAUUUCAAGUUCGUCUUCUCGAUAAGGAGCAAAAGAUUGAGAUCCUGGAGAUGGAGAAGCAGAUCAUUACAGAAGACUUGGCAAACAAAAUUGCUGAACUCGAUAAGCUCAGACACGCCGAAGUGACCAGUGUGGAUGAAGUUAGCACUACCGGUUAUCACGACAAUACUCUGCAAAAAGAAAAUGUACUCGAGCAGUUGGAACAACGAAACGCCGAAAUUGAGGAAAAGAACCAUAAGAUCGAACAGCUGACGAAGGAACUACAGGUUACGACUCAAAAUCUGCAGAUGUUAGUUAACACAGAACUCUGGAGUAAGAACAAGGAGAUUGCUAAGCUGCACAAUUACAUGACAGCAACGUAUAGCCAUGAUAAGAAUCGCAAUAAGCCUGAGAUUAUUCAAGAAUCUGAUAGCAGCAUGCAACUGACGAAUCUGAUUCGCGAGCUUGGCGAGAUUGGUGUCAAAGUAAAUUUUACGAACGAUACCGUUCGACUCGAUUACAUCAACGGGGAUGAGACAGUGGACGUCAAGAUGUUAAGUGAGAGCGUUCAGAGGCUGACGAGACAGCGAAACGAUCUUGAGAAGGAAGUAGAUUAUUUGAAAUGGCUGAAACUUGUAUCGAAGCCCGACAUCGCCGCGGAGAUCGACGGUUGCGGUAACGAAACGGAACGAGCGAAGAAGUACUGUGAAUUGUUGCGCACACAUCUGAAGGAUCUGGUCAAGUUCAUGAAAGAGAUGCUCAAAAAUACCGAUCGCGCGGAUACUAUUGGUAACGAACACAAGAAGAUCGUAUUAGAUGUUUUGCUUAACUCCAAGAUAUUGUCGGACGAUUUUGUGCGUGCUCUUGAAGGCAUGGGCGUACAAGAUGGUACAAUUGUGAAUGAUAGGAUUGAUGGUUCCGUAAAAAAGAGUCGAUCUGAGAACGUAGAGACAUCGAAGAAUCAGGCGUCACAAUCGGAUUCUGAGACGUUUUCGGAACCCGAUCGAACUGUAUCCAUGGCCAGAAUCGGUCUGCAGGAGAAGCAACACAAGAACCUGAGCCGCUCCAGAUUCACUAAAUACACCAAGACCUGCAGCGAUUCUGAAGACUCUGCGGAUUAUGUGCCUUAUUACAAGACCUACCAGAAUGAUCUCAGCGAUCUGGACACGAGUUAUCAGAUACAAGAACUGAAAGAAACGAAUAAUAUGCUGUAUUCUGAACUUAGCGCUCUAAGGAACGAUCUAGUUACCAAAGUUUCUUUCGAUUGUGUAAUCGAUGAAAAAUUAAUGCCGUUUAUUACGAAGUUGGAGAAGUCACAAAGGUUUUGUGAAAAGUUACAAGCUUCCUUGGAGAAAAGAAUACACGAGUUCCAUACGUUGAGAAAAGAGAACAAACAGAACAACGUUCGCAAGACGCAAUUGGAGAAAAAGAUUAACGAUGUCGAGCAAAUGGCAAGCGAAAUUACCAAACAGAAAGCUGAAUUUUUGCAAUAUAAGGAAAGUGCCGAAAGAAAAACUACGGAGACCCUUUUAAUACUUAACAAAGAGAAUGAAUCGUUGCGUGCGAGAAUUAAACAGUUGGAAGAAGAAACGGAAACUGCUAAGGCGACCAUAUCCACUCUCAGAAAAGAGUUGGAUCAUCUCACUCUUUUGCACAGUCAGCUACUCGUGGAGAAUACCAAGUUGACGAAUGACAAAUUGAGACUUGAGCAAGAAAUGAGGAAAAUGGAGAACCGAUACGACAUGACUGUUCGUUCAUUGCAAGAUAAAUUCAGCAAAGAGAUAUGUGAUCUCAAUCAGAUCAACGAUUUGCAUAGAGCAAGAGUACAAGAACUCGAAACAGCGAAUAAAGAGUUCAGGAGACACAUGGCGGUGUGCGAAGCUAGCGAUUCAGCGGCGAGCUCGAGCGGCGUAUCGUCAAUACCCACGGACGCCACGCUCAAGCAAACUUGUGAUAUUUUGCAGGAAUAUCAUCCUUAUAACGGCUCGCAAUUUUGGCAACCGACGAAUUAUUCUGCCCUCGGAGGACGCAGUAAAUCUAGUUGUUCACCAGAUUUGGGAAUAGAAAGCGACGCUGCUGUUACCACAAUGAGACCUUUGAAAGAUACUUUAAAGAUUACGGAAUCUAUGACUAACUUAUUAAGCGAUGAAGACGAUGGUAAUCACAGAGCUCCAGAUUCAAACAGUCAAAGUCCACUACCAAUAGAAGGUCUUGAAGAGGUGGAAGCUUUAAAACAGGAGAAUGAAGCGUUAAAGCGAAAACUGAUGAAAACUAAGAAAGCGCUGGAGGACACAUUUGAACACUUAUCAACCUCGAACAAGAACAAAAAGAACGUUGAAAAGGCGAUAAUAAAGCAGCUUAUGGUCACAAGAAGUGUCCUUAAAAAGACAAGAACAUUUGACGAACCUUUGGACAAUUAAUAGAGAUUACAGACUGACUGAUCGAUCAAAAAAUAUUAUGCACAAAAAGGGAAGAAGAAAAUAGAAUAUAGGACAGUUAUUAUUCGUUGAAUUGUGUUCUCAUAGAUUAAUAUUCAUUAUUCACUCAAUGUAUCGUGUUUUAUCUGUGUUUCUCACUUAUCUCUUCUCAUAUUUUUGAAAUAAGAGAAAACUAGCGAUACAUAUAUCGGUACAAAAAAUUGUAAUACUCAUAAGCGUUAUAUGUUACAAAAUUUUUAAACAUAAAAGAUUUCUAAAUGAAAAAAUAUUUUCAUAUGGACACAGAAUAACCUAUUUUCGAUAUUUAGAAAAAAUAUAUAAAAAACGAGACGAAAGAGAGCUUAAAAUGAAUUUGUACAUUGAGAUUUGUAUAUAUUUAUAUAGGAUAUGCUCAUUUUUGACAUUUUUGUAGAUUUUGUCAUUGUGAAAAAGAAAGUUCUUUCAACUUCUCUGUUGAAUACUCUGACGCGAACGUUGAUAUCAAAGCCUGUCUUCAUUUGCUGACAUUUUGCUUUAUGAAUAACAAAAAUUUGUGUAUGUGUGUAUAUAAUUAUCUCAUAUAUCAUUAUCGUUAUGUAGCACAUUUGUACAUAAUCACUACGAAUAAAGUGCCAUUGAUAUGCAAGAUUUGUA
Messenger RNA from Solenopsis invicta (red fire ant), 5921 nucleotides. RefSeq names its product centrosomin (gene cnn). The transcript is spliced from 15 exons. Gene Ontology annotation, biological process: positive regulation of microtubule polymerization; establishment of mitotic spindle orientation; centriole replication. The record is from RefSeq and is a predicted model, not a curated record. Gene Ontology annotation, cellular component: pericentriolar material; perinuclear region of cytoplasm; microtubule organizing center. Bases 1071 to 5270 code for a protein of 1399 amino acids. Gene Ontology annotation, molecular function: transcription cis-regulatory region binding; microtubule binding; protein kinase binding. Lineage: Eukaryota; Metazoa; Arthropoda; Insecta; Hymenoptera; Formicidae.